This is a messenger RNA of Sitophilus oryzae (rice weevil), 2754 nucleotides long. RefSeq lists its product as uncharacterized. Lineage: Eukaryota; Metazoa; Arthropoda; Insecta; Coleoptera; Curculionidae. The record is from RefSeq and is a predicted model, not a curated record. The transcript is spliced from 2 exons. The coding region runs from base 1 to 2754 and encodes 917 amino acids. Gene Ontology annotation, molecular function: nucleic acid binding.
AUGCCGCAUCACUGUGUGGUAAAAAAUAGCAGUACUACAACUAAACUCCGCGUGGUGUUUGACGUGUCAGCGAAAACAUCCUCCGAAGUUUCCUUAAACGACGUUCUUAAGAUCGGACCCACGAUUCAAGACGACCUUUUGUCAAUUAUUUUAAGAUUUAGAACUCAUAAUUACGUCAUAACUAGCGACAUUGAAAAAAUGUACCGUAUGGUCAAUGUUACUGAAUCCGAUAAAGAUUUACAACGAAUUGUAUGGCGUUCAAGUCCCGACGAAGAGCUUAAAACCUAUAAACUAAACACCGUGACAUAUGGAACCGCAUCUGCGCCAUUUUUGGCUAUUCCAUCUUUACACCAAGUAGCCUAUGACAACUUGAAGCAAUACCCCGAAGCCUGCAAGGUUAUUCUCAAAGACUUUUACGUCGAUGAUUUGAUUUUUGGGACUUCCAAUAUAAACGACGCAAUUAGGUUAAAAGAUCAAAUAUCUUCAAUCUUGGCCUAUGCUGGGUUUAUUCUUCGUAAGUGGGCUUCGAACGAGAAAUCCAGUUUAAAUCUACAAGAAUAUUCGCAAAAUCUUCCCCAAUUCUUUAUUACCGAUUCCGACGACAAAAGUGUUAAAACUUUAGGCAUUUUUUGGGAGCCUAAUAAGGACAAGUUAAGUUAUUCCGUCAAUCUUGCCGAGCUCUCUACCCAAAAAAUUACCAAACGUUUUAUUCUGGGAAUUGUAGCCCAGGUAUUUGAUCCUUUAGGAUUACUCGGCUCCAUUGUCGUUAGAGCAAAAUUACUUCUACAAGAAUUGUGGAAAAAACAAUUGGAGUGGGACGAAUCUGUUCCUCCUGAUAUACAUUCCUUGUUUACUCAAUUUUAUCGACAGCUUGGUAAAAUUAAUACACUUCAAAUUCCUCGGCAUGUUCUUUUAAGAACACCAGUUAAGAUUGAAUUGCACGCAUUCUGCGAUGCGUCUUUGUUGGCGUAUGGUGCUUGUGUCUAUUUAGUAUCCGAAGAUAACGUUGGCAACCGAUUUUCCCAGCUGCUCACUGCUAAGUCCAGGGUUGCACCAAUUAAAAGCAUUACUUUGCCGAGACUCGAGCUUUGCGGUGCACUUCUGUUGGUCCAACUUGUCAAAAAGGUGACUGCGGCAUUGAAUCAAUCAUUUUCGACUGUCCAAUUUUGGACCGACUCGACCAUUGUUUUGUCGUGGCUUCGUAUUGAACCUAGCCAUUUAAAAACUUUUGUUGGAAAUCGGGUGUCCGAAAUUAUGUCCAACUCUACGAUAGAAAAUUGGAAGCAUGUCCCGUCGACUGAUAAUCCAGCCGACAUUAUUUCCCGUGGUACAAGUCCCGAAAAUUUAUCUCUUUGUCCCUUGUGGUGGGCUGGCCCGCAAUGGCUGUUAAACAAUUCUUCUCAUUGGCCUCAUCAAAGCGACCCAUGUGAAAAAGAAUUACCUGAACUUAAACAAAAAACUAUCUUAACUUUUUCCUCUAUCGACGAUUUUUCUAUUUUAAAUAAAUACUCAUCUUUUAUGAAACUUAAACGUGUAGUAGCUUAUUGUCUUCGUUUUAUUAAAAAUAGUAAAACUGUCAAACCUAAUAGAACCUUUAGUCCUUUAUCAAUCGAUGAACUGGACGUAUCAUUAAAACGCAUUGUCUACAUUGCACAACUUCAAGAUUUUUCUGCCGAGUUUCAUGAUUUACACAAAAAUAACUCGGUUAAUUCCAAGAGCCGUUUAUCAUCCCUGGAUCCAUUUUUAGAUGAAAAUCUUAUUCGAGUAGGCGGACGUCUUAAAAAUGCCGAUGCUUCUUUCGGUAAAAAACACCCUUUUAUUUUAUGUGAUAAAAAUCCUCUAGCCCGUUUAAUAAUCAAUUUUGAACAUAACCGUUUAAUGCAUGCUGGUCCUCAAGCGGCCUUAGCCAGUAUACGAAGUCAAUUUUGGAUUUUGAACGGUAGAAACGCUGUAAAGGGUGUUAUUCGGCAACGUAUUCCAUGUUUUAAAGCGCGUCCUAAAACAAUUUGUCCCAAGAUGGGCGACUUGCCAUCGACCAGAGUUAUAGCUAAUAGGCCUUUUGCUAUAAGUGGCGUUGAUUUCGCUGGCCCGUUUCUCGUUAAAGACGGCAAAACUCGAUGUAGAAUUUUAGUUAAAUGCCAUAUAUGUGUUUUUGUUUGUUUUGCCACAAAGGCAUCGCAUUUAGAGUUAGUUAGCGAUAUGUCUUUAGAGGCUUUUUUAAACGCACUAAAGCGCUUUAUUUCCCGAAUGGGAAUUCCCCAAGAAAUUCACUCCGAUAACGGUAGCAAUUUUAAAGGCGCGGCUAACGAACUUGAAAAACAGUUUUACACUGUAAUUGUCCAAAUUGAAGGCAUCCUUUAUUCCCGGCCUAUUACUCCUUUAUCCGACAAUAUUCACGAUCUUGAACCUCUUACCCCAUCCCAUUUUCUCAUCGGGCAAAUGACCACUUCUCUGCCACAAAAGGACGUUGCAGACUUACCUAUUAAUCGUCUCAUGAAUUAUCAGCGACUUACCCAAAUUACUCAGCAUUUUUGGGCAAGAUUGCAUCAAGAAUACUUGUCCAGCUUGCAGCAGAGACUGAAAUGGAAGAAGUCUUGUUCUUCGACACAGUUAAAGACCGGCAUGAUGGUCUUAUUGAAGGAACACGAUUCCGCGCCGUUCCAGUGGCACCUGGGGAGGAUAAUCUCUACCAAUCCCGGAAAGGACGGAGAAGUUCGUGUAGUGACAGUGAAAACAGCGAAAGGGGACAUUUAA